Molecule: messenger RNA, 2709 nt
Organism: Monascus purpureus
Lineage: Eukaryota; Fungi; Ascomycota; Eurotiomycetes; Eurotiales; Aspergillaceae
Source: the annotation of a GenBank genome assembly
AUGCCGCCGGUCAGGAGCAGAGCGGACGUUCAAGCCCAGAAGCAGAAGGAAAAGCUCGCAAACUCCUAUGGUGAACUGCUACAAGAAUUCUCGUCGAAGGAUCUCCGAAGCGUCGGGAACUAUACUCUAGGCAGGUUGAUUGGGAAAGGCUCCUUUGGCAAGGUUUAUCUCGCGACGCAUAAGCUCACCAAUGGCUCGAAGGUCGUGCUUAAGUCCUCGAGCAAGGAGGAUACAAACCUCGCCCGUGAGAUUCACCACCAUCGCCAGUUCAUCCAUCCUCACAUCGCCCGGCUCUACGAAGUCGUGGUGACGGAGAACUUGGUUUGGUUGGUGCUUGAAUACUGCCCAGGCGAUGAAUUAUAUAACUACCUCAUCCGCCAUGGCCCGCUGCCGGUUGACAAGGCCAAGAGAAUUUUCACGCAACUAGUUGGCGCCGUUGCGUAUGUCCACAGCAAAUCGUGCGUUCAUCGAGAUCUGAAGCUGGAGAAUAUCCUGCUUGAUAAACAAGAGAAUGUCAAACUCUGCGAUUUCGGAUUUACUCGCGAAUACGAAGGCAAAGCAAGCUACCUGCAGACUUUCUGUGGUACUAUUUGUUACAGUGCGCCUGAGAUGCUCAAGGCUGAAAAGUAUGCCGGUGAGAAGGUGGAUGUUUGGAGUCUGGGAGUCAUUUUAUACGCCCUUUUGGCUGGGGAACUGCCAUUCGAUGAAGACGAUGAUCAAGUCACAAAGCGUAAAAUCUUAACGGAGGAUCCGGUUUUCAAUGACAAAUUCCCAGGAGAUGCAAAAUCGUUGAUCAGCUUGCUUCUAUCGAAACGACCUUUGCUUCGACCUAGUCUUCAGGAGAUUUUGGCCCAUCCAUUCCUCUCAGAGCACGCACCUGAGCAGCUUGCGAUUCUAAAGAUUCCUCAACCACCACCAUUCAGCACGCCCUUAGAGAAAGCUACAUUACAACGAAUGAAAAGCGCGGGAGUCAACAUCGACGAAGUUGUUGAAAAUGUCCUGGCUCAGAGGUGUGACCCUCUAGCUGGAUGGUGGACGCUUUUGAUUGAAAAGGAACAACGUAAAGAGAAAAAGAGAGAACGCAGGCGGCGCGAAAGGGAAGCCGAGACGAAGAAUUUGCGCCGCCUCAGCGCUGCAAGUAAUCGACUCGAGAGAAGGUCUGCAGCCCUCCUAGAGGUCGAUGAAGAAGGCCAUGCUUCUCAAGACCCCGCCUUUUGGGAUCAAGAAAGGAGGGGCAGACGGUGCUUAACUCCUCAGCCGACAUUGCCCGAGCGGUCCGUUCUCUCUGAGCCAGGCACCAUACAGUAUCAAGGUACUUCCGCGGCACCUCAGAUGGCUGAUAAAGCAUCGAUACGGUCUGCAGGUUCUGCGAGGUAUCGACCAGUACCACCUCCUAAGGAUAAGAGACAGCCACGGCCGAGCACUCUACACAUGAGUUCUUCUCAACCAGAGUUAGUACAGCGCAAGGCUAUCUCCAAGCGUCGUCCCGGCCGCCGGCACCAGUAUCCUAUCAUAAGCCAACUGGCUUCGUUGAAGCAUUGGUUCGUGGAGUCUGCGAAGAGGGCUCGGUCCCCCAACCCCAAAGCAGCCAGUGGCUCGGGGAUGCACCGCAAAUUUCUCCCAGAAAGAUUCAGUCCCGGGAAAGGACCUGAAACAACAAAGGAAGCAACGGCAGAUGCCAUUCGAGCAACCGCUCAUCAUUCAGACGAAUUAGCAACGCCUACUCAAGUAAAACGGGCAUCCUAUGCUAGCAGUCUAGCACCAAGCAGCGCAUCCUACCCUAAUCAUCGUCACUCGUAUCCUCGUCAGCAUCGGUUAUCAAACCCCAAUGCCUCUAGUCAUCGAAGUUCGAUGUCACCGUCCCCGCUUACCCCGAGGAAUUCUUACCGUCGCUCGUCAGCCGGUUUGCGCGGUCGCAAAUCUACCUCGUCUUCUGUCUCCUCCAUUCGCAGCAUCUACCAUACCCACACCCAUUCUAAAGCCUCGUCUGUCUCGUCCAACAGUGGUGAUACCACAUCCACACCGACAGUACGGGCCGCUAGAUCUCCGCAUGCGUCAGUAAAAGUAUUGCCUACGACCCCAGGCGCCUCUGCUCGCUUCCCCAGCAAUAUCCGUUAUGUGAGAGGUCCCGGAGGUGGAUUACGUGAAAUUCAUGGUGAUACUGAUAGAGCGAUGCCAUCGGCAUUUAACGAAGGAAUUCCCGCGCCAUUGGCAACCUCCCCCUCCUCGGGACUUGUUUUCGCUCGACGCAAAAGAUCUGCAUUUAAAGGCCCUAUGGCCCAUACAGCCAAUCUCAUGCUGUCAGGCGGCAUAGGAUCUCCUAGUCUAAACGGAAAGUUGGAUACAGAAGAUAUCUCUGCCACUUCUGGAAGACCUGCAGCUAGAAGGAGCCAGAUUAUUGUGGAAGAGGAAGAUAUCGAAGACGAAGACAUCGAAGAGGUAGAUGCGUUUAGCGGUCCAGAGGAUCAUACCACGGUUCUUGAAGAUGACCAAGACUCGCAAGGCGACCAAGUGAAAGCAGGUUACAAUUCAAACGCGGACGGGUCAGGUCUGACUCUAUCUCCUGAUUCAGGUCAGAGACCUGCCUUAGCACCUUCUCCUGAGCUGGGACCCAGCCCGAUCCGCCCUCCACGUUCGUCAUCUCUACGAAUGUCAUCUCAAGCCCAUUCCUCUGGAACGAAACCAGAGACCGCUGAAUCUCCAUCUUAA